CAAUGGCGGCAAAUCAAGAACCUGCUCGCAGAAUAUGAGAGCAAACGGCGAUGAGAGCGCCGACGCAAUUAUAUGGAAGAAGAGAACGCGUUGUCAUAGCAACGUCUGUGGCAGCCAUCUUGGAUGUGAGAGAGGACCGUCAUGUAGCGGCCAUGCUGUUGGCAAGCCACCGACACUCACCUGCGGCGGCGGCUAUUGUGAAGUUCAGUGACGUGACUGAAAUAUCGGAACCAGAGCUGCCGCAGAGCAGGCAAAUGUGGUUUGUGCUGGUGCGGCGACUUUUGCCAGGCCGCAGUGCCGCAGCUGCGACGUUCGCGGCGGUCGGUAAACGAGUGCGCCUGCGUUGUGCCCAGACUCCGACCUCGUCUGGCAUGUGGAAAGAUGGAAACAGAGACAGCGGCAGCGGCAGUGGCAGCGCAGCUGCUUUUUCGAGAUUCCUUACCAAUGCCAAUCACUCCAACUUCAGACGUGCCAGCGUAGACCCAACCACCCAGAACGCCCACACAGUCGGUUCUAAUUUUGAGUCGGGCCCACAUUUUCUAAAUGUGCUGUAAACAAAGCACGCACCAAUUUGCAAGUGGCAGAUAAUGAAAGAGAAACCACUCAAGCAGCACCUGAAAGCCAACUACCUAUGAAGGUCUGAUCAUUAAGCUAUGCUCUGAGACAUUUAAGGCGAACGAGUUGACAAUGUUUAUCUUAAACCAGCAACUAAAGCUAAACUAGAGACUAAUCCACAGAGGACUUAAAACUUAAAAGCUUAUUUUCAGUUU
Messenger RNA from Drosophila montana, 770 nucleotides. RefSeq lists its product as uncharacterized. The transcript is spliced from 2 exons. The record is from RefSeq and is a predicted model, not a curated record. NCBI's taxonomy places the organism in Eukaryota, Metazoa, Arthropoda, Insecta, Diptera, Drosophilidae. Bases 51 to 554 code for a protein of 167 amino acids.